Molecule: messenger RNA, 2223 nt
Organism: Nanorana parkeri
Lineage: Eukaryota; Metazoa; Chordata; Amphibia; Anura; Dicroglossidae
Gene: SLC35E4
Product: solute carrier family 35 member E4
Exons: 5
Coding region: 771-1844 (357 amino acids)
Cellular component (GO): Golgi apparatus
Molecular function (GO): antiporter activity
Source: RefSeq, a predicted model, not a curated record
AAACGCACGUCCAGAUGCAGGGCACGGGGUCUAAAUUUGGAAAGGUGACAUGUCAGGGAUGGGAUGUGCCUGCCAGUGGAGGCAGGGCUGUGCUGUGCCAGUCCUUUGCAUUCUCUCCACAAUUACUUCCUCGUUUGACAUCCAUGGAAGGAAAACACAGGAAGGAGACAGCGUGUUCGUCAGCCGGCUCAUGAAUCAUCCCCGGCACAGGCAGACAUGAAUGCUCUGUUAUGUUCUGGGGAGUAUUAUGUUGCUAUGACACCGUGAUUAAUGGAGGGUUGUUAUGUGUAAAGUGCCUGUGUUUAGUGCUGAAUGAGUGUUGCGAUCCUCCAGCCUCUCUACUGCAUACACAGCAGCUGUGGCGGUGAGUGCAUGGCGUAAGGUUUGGGAAGGAGGAGUUCAGAUCACUGCUCACAUCAUCAUCAUCAUCAUCAGCACUAGAUCAGAUGUUUACACUCAGCUCCUGGGGACUGAUUCACUGAAACAUGUCUGCUGCGCCAAUAGUAAGCCUGACACUUGCUUUGUUCUAGCCUGAGGACGAGUGAAGGUGAACAAUGGCUGAAGUAGAGUCUGCCUGAAGGACUGGAAUCUAGGACAACAGUCAAGGCUUCGGUUAAAUGAAAGACAAUAUUUUUGAGAAGACGCUGAUCGGUGGUGACAAGUGAAGAAGCCAUUGUUGUGUUUUGAGAAGAGCCCCAGGGAUGACCUGAGUUUUCCCUAUCUGGAGGUCUUUGAAGUCUUUAAAGAGUACAGGACUGCUGAAAAGUCUCAUGUGCUUAGCAUCCAGCAGGAAAGAUGAGGUUGAAAUGGAAGCUACUGAUAGAGCGUCUCCUCCUUCUAUCAUACACAGCAAACAAGAAGAGCCACCUCAGAAAAGUUGUACCACCAAACUCUACCUAGUCGCGGCAGUGAUUGUCUGGUUAGUGACCGGUACAACCAUCUCUAGCCUAAACAAAUGGAUAUUCACUGUUUACAACUUCAGGUAUCCUUUGUUGCUGUCCUCCCUUCACAUGCUAACUGCUAUCCUGUUAGACUAUCCCAUCCUCAGGUUUGGAUUGGUACCUGUAAACAGUGAGGAAGAGCAGACGCUGAGUACCAGCGCACGAUUUAAAGUGUUCCUCAUGAGUUUGACCUUCUGCUCCAGCAUUGCCUUUGGGAAUCUUGGACUGAGCUGUGUUCAGCUUUCUUUUGCACAGAUGAUCUAUACCACAACUCCUAUUUUUACCCUGGUUCUUUCUAAACUGUUCCUGGGUUCCAAACAUCAUGCCUUUAAGUACACUGCCAUGAUACCCAUUUGCUUGGGAGCUUGCUUUAGUAUUAUUGGAGAGGUGCAGUUCGAUCAGACAGGAUGCAUCUACCUUUUUGCCUCAACUUUUCUCAGGGGGGUGAAGUCCAUUCAGCAGAGUUUACUUCUUAAAGAGGAGAACAUUCACUCUGUCACCCUGCUGUACCUGAUGUCCAUACCCAGUUUCUGCAUCUUACUAGUGGCUGCAGUGUUACUGGAGCGAGGAGUGGUAUGGGAGAGGCCACCAGACAGUGACAAUAAACUUUGGUUGUUCAUCCUCCUUAGCUGCUUGGGAUCUGUUCUGUACAACCUGGCAAGCUUCUGUGUCAUCACACUGACCUCAGCUGUCACCAUACACGUCCUUGGCAACCUAAAUGUGGUGGGGAACCUUGUCUUAUCUAGAGUGCUAUUUGGAAGCCACCUUACAGUACUUAGCUAUACCGGCAUUGGCCUCACCUUGGUAGGCAUGGGCAUGUAUCAUAACUGUGACUCUAUUGUUGGAUACAUCAACUCCAGAAGAUCUGUGCAUGUCACAGAAAAACACACAAAGUCUGAGUAAGCGGUCUUCUGAAGGUUCAGCCAGUAAGGAGAUCUAUUUGUAUGUGAUGAAAGAUUUAUUACGUGCUACAGGAUGAACGAAGCCUUCGCUGUACCAGAGUGAAGGUCGGCCAAUGCCAAAGCUUGUAUGGCAUCAAUGACUGUUUCUUUCCAGAAACGAUUUAUUAAUAUGAAUAAUGUAGUUCUUUUUUUUUCUAGUUUUCUCUGAUUUUUCAGAGGAAUGAUAUAUUUUCUUAUCUCUGAUAUAUUGCAAUAUACUCAGAUGUAUAAUACCCGGAAAAACAGCCAACACAAGAACUUCUUAACCAUACAAUGAGUUAUCAGCAGUACAAAAUAGGAUAAAAUGUCAUAUAGUUGUUAGCAAGUGAUGCCCAUGUCAU